Anisakis simplex (herring worm) is the source of this 186-nucleotide messenger RNA. The record is from the annotation of a GenBank genome assembly. Lineage: Eukaryota; Metazoa; Nematoda; Chromadorea; Rhabditida; Anisakidae.
AUGUUUAGAUUAUGUGGUCAUCCGUUGUUGUGCCGUAAUCCAGAAACGGAUUUUUCGGCUGCAAUGCGAGAGAAAAUUUCCAACGGUGAAUACCUCUUCGAGAGGAAGGAAUGGGAAAAUGUUUCACUGCAAGGUAGAAGAAAUAUUUCAGUCAUUAUUUUAAUGAUUCAUUACACAAAGCAAUAA